GGCCGGUGCCCGCGCAGGCCGCGAGGGCGGGCGCAGGCGCCUCCGCCGUGCCAGUCGCUCCCAGCCCGGCCACCUUCGAGUCCUACAUCUCUGGCAUGCGGGCGGCCAUCAGCAGCAUCGACCAGAUGCCGGCGGAGGUGGACACCUACUACGACGAGCUCGAGCAGGCCAUGCCCGACCACCUCCGCGCCAUGCAGCAGCCAUCUCUGGUCCAGGAGGAAUGGUCGGCGCCGAUUCUGCCUCACGGCGAGCUGGGCCCGCGAGGUGGAGUGGCGAUCGUGCCCAAGAAGCACAUCCCGGCCACCCUGGCUCGUAUUGGCCAGACGCUGCGGCCGACAGCCAUGCUAUGCACGCAGUCUCCAGGAGAGCUCGGUCUCGAGGGUCUGCCAGCCACGCGGGUGUGGCACUCUCUCGUGGUGCAGUCCGAGGCCUCCCCGUCCACGAUCUGGGUUCAGCGCUACCUCAUCCAGCUGGGGCGCGACACGGCCAACCGCGUGCACAUGGAGACGGAGGGCCUCCCCACCAUCCAGGAGGCAGUGUCCAUGGUCAAGGUUACGCUCAAGUUCGACUCCGAGGCGGGUUGGAACAGCGAGCUCAUCACAGCACUAGUGGUUUCCGACUUCCUGAAGAAGCUCGUUGGGGAGCACGCCUUCUCCGACAUCACAGUUCGGCAGGAUGGCCCCUCCACCGCCCUGGUUGUGUCCAGCAAAGUCGAGAGCCUCUUGAGGACCAGCGGUCAGGCCGGAGUGUAUUCGAAGACGCAUCCUUCCGUGACGAAUCCAGAUUUUUCGCUCGAAGUGGCGUGGCUGCCCGCUGGCACUCUUGUUCACGAGGUCUUGCAGUUUGCCGCUGCGGAGGCCGACAGCUGGGGAGUAGCCAAGAAGUCCAGCGCGGAGGCUCCUGUGUAUGGCCUGCGGUUUCGGACCGCCGCCAAGGCCGCAGCCUUCCUGACGAAGCACGGCCUCGAGGACACCACUCUCCUGGGGCGCUUCCGGGUGAGCGGGCUCUCCAGUGCGUCUGGCGCUGCAGGGGUUGUGGCGAUGCUCCAGCAGGUCCAGUGGGAGAUCACCGACGUCCCAUUUUUGGGCGAUGGGCACGCCAUCGUGUUGUCCAAGGCUGCUCCCCCGGGCCCACGCUUGAAGCUCGUCAGAACAGAUGGGUCUGCCGUCGUGCUGCAGAUCCACGCGGUUACGUCCAAGGCCCAGGAGCUCUGCAAGGCCAAGGGCAUCGCGUGCCGAUCCACCGACGCAGACGGCGAUGGCAUGCAGGCAGUCUCAGUAUCCAAGCCUGCGUCCUCCUUCGCUGCGCGGGCUCUGGCUGCCAAGCAGCACGCAAGGGCGAAAGCACUGGCCGAUUUCGCCAAGCCCUUGGUCCCGCUACUGUGCGAGCACGCCCGGGCUGGGGCGCACUUUUUGGCUGAGACGUGGCAUUAUGAUGGCGUGGCGCGUAUGAUCCAAGCAGAAGCUGACGACUAUGCAGAUGGCCGGGGGAGGUUCCAGUUUAUCUUCGGCGACACCGUGGCUCCUGGGGCGCACUCUGGUGUUGGCAUGUGCGCAGGGCCCGAUCUGGGCAGAGUCCGCUUGGUGCAGCCCCCUGCGGAAGCCGCGCCAUUUGUCAAAGCUGGCCGGCUGGCGCUCUACCAUCUCGUCCUCCAGGGAAGCCGGCGGCGCAAAUCCGACAACGGACAGGGGCCAGUAUUUGUCUUUGUGCUUUACGGCGAUCAACAUGAUCCGCGUGCUCGUGACGAACUAUUCCUCGCCAUCGAAGAGUGGUCUUCCGCACUGAUGCAUGCGCCCGUGUUGAUCUUCGGCGAUUUCAACACCGUCGUAGAGGAGUCGCACGUCCUGCGGCGGUGGCAGUACACUGGCAGAUUCCACGACCUGUUCCACGAGUGCGCCAUCACGCAGGGGACGGGGCCAAAGCCCACUACUCGAGGACGCCAAGGGCAGAGGCGCAUCGACAUGUGUUGGAUCAAUCCUUGUGCUCGCUAUGUCGUGUCGCCCUCCUGCCGACAGGAGCAGAUAUUCUCCACUCAUGACACAUUGGUGAUCGAGCUCUGUCUGCAGUCAUUCGCGCAGCGGGUGGGCAGGCGGAGCAUGCCUCCACCGCUGCCUGUGGGCAAGUGCCUGGUGUCCCCCAAUGAUCUGGUGCAGAUCCGCUCCCUGAAGCAACAGGAAUGGGAGGCCCUGGCCGCGAUCGUGGAACCAAGGCGGGUCUCCGGUGGCAUCCGCGCCACCAUGCACGUGGUCGGUUGCAGCCCGUCCGCAAAGCAUAUGUUGUGCCGCCUGUAUCACGAGCCAACCGAGAAGCAACAUCCUCAGCUAGCCGUCAUGUACAAGUCACCAGAUGUGUACAUUUACAGCGGCGUUUGGAGGCACUCCGAAGAAUGCAGGUGCAUGGGCCUCAGAAAGUCAGGCAUGCCUAAUGACGCAGAGUAUGCCGCGAUCGCCGAGCAGCUGAGCGGGAAACUGCAACAUUUCACGGCCAGAGCGGAGCGCAGGCAGAUGGCCCGGCGCAACUCAGCCCUCAGGACAUCCCGUCGGUUCGCCUACGUGGCCGGUCAAGAUCUGGCGCCGUCGCAUUUCGUGAAUGUUGCCCCUGGUGGAGCUCCGCCAGAAUACACCACGUCUAUUCCGGUCAUCGAUGAGAAGGUGCGCGCUUUCUGGAAGGACGUAUGUCGGCGACCGGAUACAUCCUUCCCUCACCUGCUGGAGAAGCUGUUGGACACAGUUCCAGCGCAUCAGCCUUUCCCGUUGCGCCCCAUCACGUCUUCUGACAUACGAUCGGCUUUGGCCAAGAGCAAGGGCGGCCCGGGAGGAGAUGCCUGGACGUCAGCCCAACUGCGGGCGGUCCCAGAGCUCUACGAUCAGCUGGCGACGCUGUUCAUGAUGGCCGAGAAAACUGGCAUCAACCCUUCGCAACACUUGUCUGGCGAUGUCACUUGUAUACCUAAGCCUGGCUCCUCGGGGCACUUCUCCGAGCUGCGACCAAUCACUGUGUUGGCUACGUUGUAUCGCCUCCACGGCACCGUGCGGCUCCAGACGACAUUGUUUGAUUGGCAGGAGCACGUCAUGGGGACGUACCCUUUCGCCGGCUGUCGGCGGCGUACGUCUGCUCGCCAUCUGUCCUACCCUUUUGCCGUCUUCGUGGAGCACGGUGAGGUGUUCAAUCAGCAAGUGUGGGCUGCCGCCUACGACCUGGAGAAGGCUUUCGAGUCCAUCAGCACGGAGCCGGAUGGGCACCUAUGGCGGAUCUUGGCGAAGACCGGCUAUCCACAGCAGCUCGCGGCGCCGGCCCAGGACUUCCACGCCAAUCUCGUGGUGAGGUACAAGUACUCCGGCUUCCUGGGGCAACCUUUUGGCUUCGCAGACGGGCGCCGGGGAGCGCCGCAGGGCGAUCCGCUGUCCAUGGUCUACAUGAACGCCUUGGUCUUCGUGUGGAUGACCGCCGUCGAGCACGGGAUCUCCCUUCCCCCUGCACCCCGUGAUCUCCGGUACGGCGGCUACGCUGACGACACGCACGUUGCCAGCCAUCACCAAUGCCAAGUUCGCCGUGCACAUCUUAUUACUGUCAUUUGGGCCAUGUGUCUUGCAGUCAAGCUCAGUGCCACGAAAAGCUUGGCCUUCGGAGGAGUUCGUUUGCACGUGGGGCGGAAGCAGCUGCCCGCCGCUUCUGGCGUGAAGAUGCUGGGAGACUGGGCCGCUAUCCAGGAUGGGGACAUGCGUGAUCCCGUGACGCUGCCGGCCAAGCGCGUGCAGACAUGCCAACAACGCCUGCCUCGUAUUGCUGAGCUGCCUGGCACCAGAGACCAGCGCUUGAGCAUGAUCGCCACGAGCGCAAUCCCUACUCUCUACGGUUCUGAAUUUGCCGACGUGCCAGUCAAGGACGCCAUGGGCCUUCGGAAGGCUGUCUGGAAGGCUGCGAGAGGAGGGCGUGAACCACUCGCCACAGCUGCCUUGGAGGUGUGCAUGACCAUUUACGCCCAAGGGCACAGGCUUGAUCCCAUGCAGUGCUUUGAUUACCAGCGGAUCAUUCUCUUUGCUCGCUACUCGUGGCCAGACCGCGGCACGGCGACCGAGAUCGAGGCCCUGCGCGUGCAUUGCAGCAGACUGUCCGGCACCAUCCCUUGCGAGGGGCCAGUGUCGCUGCUCGUGCGGUCGCUUCGGCCCAUUAAGUGGGCGUGGGAAUGGGAUGGUACCAGCGCCGGCUGGAUUUUCAUAUCUGGCUGUGGCCGGCGUUGCGCUCUGCCGGUGCCAGCUGACGAGUGGGAUACGUUCGUUCACCAUCUCCGAGAUGCUCUCCGGUCGCGAGAAUUGUGCGAUCUUGUCAGCACUUCGAGGCGGAAUGGGCUCCGCCCCCGCUGGGAGUUCCAGGGCGUUCAGGGGGGUAUCGAUUUUGCUGCUCACCGCGAAGCUUUCCUUGAGUGUGACCCUUGGGACGGAGGCGUGCUUACAAACAUCGUCACUGGGGCUGCAUGCACACGAGAGCGUCUGUUUCGGCACGGCAGGCGGGCCCCGCAUCCGCACUGUGUAUUCGACUCUUGCAAGGGCCGCGACGUGCUUGAGACCCGGGAGCAUCGGUAUUGGUGGUGCCCUCAGUGGGAGCACUUGCGGCCGGCCUGGUUCCGCAGUCUCCGCGCCCAUGCUUCUGAACUGCCUGCGUGCGUGCUCAAUUGCGCCAUUGUGCCUGCGAGUGCAGACUGGACGGGCAGGUUUUCUUUCACCGUGGCGCAGCUGCAGAAAGUGUUCCUGGCCAUUGACACUGCCGCCGCGACCCUCAACGGCGAGGCGGGCCACGCCGACCCCGGGGGCGGCGACGACCCCCCCUCGCGUCGACCAGCGGCUCCAGCAGCCUCGAAACAUCCACAGGAUCAGGUCGUCUUCUACACAGUGGACCUGCCUGAUGGAUCUCAAGCGAGGCGUGUGAAGUGCGAGAAAUGCGGUCGAUCUGGUCUGAGCACCUCCAACAGUAUCUUGCACGAUUUCUGGUUGAAGGAGUGCCGGAGCACGGGGCGCCUUGCAGGCGAGCGGGCACGGCCUACCAUGUCGUUGGUCAACAUCGACAGGUCCUGGGAGGUGGCCAAACCGAAGUUUCAGCGUGUCGUUGACCAGCUCAGCGAGUACCACCGACACCCUCUGCAGUGGUCAGGAGAGAGAUAUGCCCCUGUGACCUGUGGGCGUUGCAAGUGGGUCGUCAUCCUUCACCCCAUCAUGGCCCGUGACCCCGAGGAGUGGCACAAGCAUGCUCUGGUGUGCCCGGGCAACGCACGAGCAGCCACAGCUAAGCUGGAGUUUGUGGUCGAUUUCACGCUGUUUGCGGUCACUUUCAAGUUGUUGGUGGGCGAUUUCACGCAGUGUACGGUCAAUUUCAAUCAGUUUGUGGUCGAUUUCACACAGUUUGUUGUCGAUUUCACGCAGUUUGGGGUCGAUUUCGUGCAGUUUGUCAUCGAUUUCACGCAGUUUGUGGUCGAUUUCACGCUGUUUGCAGUCAAUUUCGCGCUGUUUGCGGUCAAUUUCACGGUGUGUGUGGUCAAUUUCGCGCAGUUUGUGGUCGAUUUCACGCUGCUUGCGGUCAAUUUCAAGUUGUUUGUGGUCGAUUUCAAGCAGUUUGCAGUCAAUUUCGCGCAGGUCGUGGUCGAUUUCACGCUCUUCUUCGUCGGCCUCACU
Messenger RNA from Prorocentrum cordatum, 5666 nucleotides. NCBI's taxonomy places the organism in Eukaryota, Dinophyceae, Prorocentrales, Prorocentraceae. The record is from the annotation of a GenBank genome assembly.